Messenger RNA from Colossoma macropomum (tambaqui), 6990 nucleotides. RefSeq names its product arrestin domain containing 1b (gene arrdc1b). The transcript is spliced from 8 exons. The record is from RefSeq and is a predicted model, not a curated record. The coding region runs from base 51 to 1403 and encodes 450 amino acids. Gene Ontology annotation, molecular function: ubiquitin protein ligase binding; ubiquitin-like ligase-substrate adaptor activity. Gene Ontology annotation, cellular component: cytoplasm. NCBI's taxonomy places the organism in Eukaryota, Metazoa, Chordata, Actinopteri, Characiformes, Serrasalmidae. Gene Ontology annotation, biological process: protein transport.
GCUGAGUGCUUGUGAGCGCAGCUCGCGCUACCGCUCCCGAUCCCGGAGCGAUGGGAAAACUGCAGGAGUUCAGCAUCGCCUUCACCAACAACAAAGUGGUGUACAGCCCCGGAGAGUCCAUCUCAGGAAGCGUGAGAGUGACCACCGCGAGCGCGCUACAGUUCAAGGCCAUCAAGGUAAACUGUGUGGGAUCAUGUGGCAUCUCCAGCAAAAUGAACGACGCGUCGUGGAUGGCGGAGGAGCAGUAUGUCAGCAGCAUGCUCUCCGUGGCAGACAAAGGUACCCUGCCACCUGGAGAGCACACCUUCUCUUUUCAGUUUCUCAUUCCAGCACAUGCUCCCACUUCCUUUGAGGGCCCAUUUGGGAAGGUCAUAUACAGAAUCAGGGCUGUAAUAGACACGCCACGCUUCUCUAAGGACUACAAGACCCAGAGACCCUUCUACCUACUCAACAUGCUGAACCUCAAUGAGGUGCCUGAUAUACAGCAACCCAGCUCUGCUGUGACAACUAAGAAGUUCACCUACCUCCUAGUGAAGACAGGCACACUCAUGCUGAAGGCUUGCAGCGACCUGAGAGGAUACACUUCAGGACAAAUCAUCAAACUCUCCACUGAAAUCCACAACAAAUCUGGAAAAGACACUGGAUAUGUGAUAGCUAGCCUCAUACAGAAAGUGACCUAUAAAACCAAGCGGCCGAUGUUCGACUUGCGUACCAUAGCAGAGGUGGAAGGUGCAGGUGUGAAGGCAGGUAAACAUGCAGAAUGGAGAGAGCAGAUCAUUGUUCCUCCACUCCCUCAGUCUGGCCUUGCUGGCUGCAGCCUCAUAGACAUCGACUACUUCAUCCAGGUUUCACUAAAGUCUCCUGAGACAGUGGUCACUCUGCCCAUCUACAUUGGAAACGUUGCUGUCAACAUGACUCCCUCAAGGCCGCCUCCACCAAACCCUCUUCAGCACACUCCUUUGCCCGCCAUGCAGAGUCUCGGCCCUGUACCGGUGGUCCCGAGUGCUCCGCCUGCUGAAGAUGACCUGGAGGGAGAGCAGGGUGCAGGAGGACUGGCCAGUGAGGAGAUUCCUACCAAGAGCCACUCCCAGCAGAACCCAUCAGGCCAGGCUCCCACCAUGUCCCCCAGCGCAUUCAGUCAUGCCCCCAGCCAAGCGCUUCCUCAGACUCAGCACGCUCAGUCAGCAGAGAGCUCUGCACCGCUGUUCUGUGUCUCCACAGGGGCCACCAUCCCCUUUUUCACUGACGGCAAUGCCACUCCUGUGCCCACCACCUGCCCUCUCAUUCUGCCUCCUGAGUACAGCAGCUGGGAAUACCCACAUGAACCACCUCCUACUUAUGAGGAAAGCUGCAGCAGCAACAACUCCAGCUUCAACACCAGCUUCAACACCAGCAUGACGUAGAUGAGCCCAAAUGCUGGAAAAUGCAAGUCCCUCCCCCUGCUGGACACUGUAGGCAUUGCUACCCCACAUUUUACCAAAUCUAAACGUUUAAAAGGGAUCUGUUUGUGUUCAUUUGAUUUAUAUCACCAGUAUUCCUUGCUCCUCAAUGUGGAGAAAACGACCCUGGACCAAAACAGGGAAUGAGUUUAUCAGUGCCUAAUUAUGGUAGCACUCCUGAACAAUGAAAUCUUCUGCAUUUAUAUGAAAGGAAAUACCAGCAUCUGUGAUGCCUUGAAAUGAAAGUUAUACACGGAAUCUGUCUUUCACGUAGCCAAGGCUGACCUUCUGUGAAGCUUGCUUCUAAACACAGGCUUAGAAAAAUCCACAUGACAGCUUCUGUUGGACUGACACAGCUUUAAAACAGAACCGUGGUCGCUCUGAGAAGUUGAUCUGAACUCUUAGAGGAACAUUCGAUCAGGCCAUCGUAGCGUCAGUCUGCAGAAGGAAUGUUCUGGAAGGACUGAUUAUUAAUAGGUUACCAUCAUCACAGUUACAGGAAGUCAUGGUACAUGUCAUCCUUCUCAUCACUGAGCUGGUAUGAGAUCUGUUCUGGACUCUGCUUUGGCCUACCACUAACAGUAUAGUGGGUCAUUCUGAGCUUGUUUACACCUUGAAUUAACAUGUGUUUCAUGUCCUGAUUGUAUCUGAAUAUACUUUGGCCAAAUUACGUUUAUCAAGAUCUCUCCCUGACCACCUUCCGAAUGCGGUGUGAGUGAUCCGAAUGACACCUGGCUUUUCAUGCGGUUCAGUUGAAUCUGAAAACGCCCGUUGAUGUAAGGUGUAAACAGCCUCUCUUGGUACUGAAGGCACCUUAAGGUGAAGAAAAGGUUGGAUAGACCGAUAGAUGGAGGGCGGAGCAGCUCUUGCUACAUUUCUACAUUUCUACCUUGGACAUUGACCGCUUGCAUAUGUUGCUCCCUGAAGAUUUUAGGAACACGUUGCUUAUCCCAUAGUUAUUAUUACAUUCAGUAGAUUUAAUUAAUUCCUUAAAAAAUUAUCUGUUAAAAUAUAAAAGAUUUAAAAGGAAGACAUGGAGAUUGGAGUGAACUGUAAUGAAUUUGUGUAACACUUUAAUUGAACCCUGCUACAUAAGGUUGACAUAACCAUGCCAUAAACAUAUCAUGGCAGAUGUCUUGUCAUAUGCUGUUAUGAGUUUUUCUAACAGAUAAUGUCCAGUAUUAGAGUCAUACAACAGGCACAAUCUGAUUAGUUGAGAUGCGUUUUCACAAUAUUAUUCCACUGAACUGCAGUCGUUAAGUAAUGAAUGCUUUGCAGCCACUGUACAUUUCUCCUGCGUAUAAGCACUGAAAAUGACACCCGUUGGAUAUGCAACUUUCUCUCCUUGAAUUGUCAAGAAAUAAACGUUCAACAAUGAUUAAACCUACAUUUUCUCACCCCAGAGAAGACAGAAAACAAACUGCAACCAAAUAUAUUUCAAAAAUGUUUAGUUUCGCUGAACAUAAUGGUUUAAAAAAAAGCAGAUCACUGAUACUUUAGUCACUUAGUCAAAGCUUUAUUUAAUGCAUUUAGCCCAUUUAAUGAGAAAUCGAGGAGAAAAAUUCAAAUAUCCAGUGAAUUAUGUAUAUAAAACCAAAUUAACCGCACUGUCAGUAAUGCAAAAGGAUGCUACUUUUUUAGUGGAAGGAACUGCCAAUUUUAAAGCACAGUUGAUAUAAUAUUCAGGGCUUCUUUGUCUUACUUUUUUGGUUUGUUUCGCAGAACUGUUGAAAAACAGCAAUAGAACACUGGAGGUUAUGUGUUAUCAUGAAUAACAUCAAGAUCAUGAUAUUAUUUAGUUGUAGAUCAUCACAGCUGUAACCCACUUGUAUUCUAUUGUUUAAAUAUAACAGUGUUACAUUACCUUUACUGUUAACGUCUGUUAUCGUCAUAACAGGUGUUAUAAUGUGUAUCGUCAUAACAACCAGGUAAUGGUAACAAGACCUGUUAUAUUAUUGAACAAACUGAUGAUGGCUCAUGACAGCAUGUAACAUCUGCCAUGACAUGUUCGUGGCAUGACUAUGUCAGUGUGUUACCUGAUUCUGUUCAGAGUUCUGGGUUCGGCUGUGUCACGACGCUCUGCACGUAUUCUGAACUCUUGAAGCACCCAGACAGUGAGUGAGUGUGUGGGGUUAAGUUGUGAUUAGUGUCCUACUGACUGACUGUGCUGAUAUGUUCAUUAUCUGGUCAAGAACCGUUUCCUUAGCUGGAAUUGAAUGCAUGGGAAUCCACUGAAAUUUGAUGCAACUCCCAAACGUAUAUACAUUAUUAUGUUUAUUUAUUUUAUUUCCAAUCGAACCACAAUUAAUGGAGGUAUAAAAUGAAUUCCCCAGUUGAGGCCUUAUACUAUGAUUGCUGUGUACAACUUUGACAGUGUUCCUCCUGUAUUUUAAGUAUCAUAAAUUCAGACCCUUGAACUGUUCUUUUAUUAACUAUUAGAAUUAUUGAAGCACAAAACGGCACUUUUUAACAGAAUUUUUUGUCAGUGUGUGUAGAUUUGACUGUGUAUGUGUGAGUCAGAGAGACCCCACCCUUCUUCCCAAACUCCACUGAAUGUAGUAAUAGCUGUAGAUUCACUUCAGCCUUUACUGUGAUUUUCUUUAUAGUAGCGGCCCUUCUUAUUCAUGUUCAAUAGACAUUUUUAUUCUCAUGCAAACUCAUAUAUAAACUUGUAUAUGUCAUGUUUCAAUCUGUUCUGAAUAUUUAGUCUGAAAUGUUACUCAUCACUAUCCUGGUAUAUCCGUGCAUCUCAUUUUGGAUCACCGUGUGCAGCGUUUUUACUCUACAGUGUUCAGUACUGUGAGAGAACAGUACUGUCUCGUUCAAAAAUAAAACAUAUUUCAUGGCAUAGAAGCAAAACUUCUUUAAUGGUGCAGACAAACUUCUCACUGUUCUCUGAUCAUCUUCCAAAGAGAAUCACUGUGUUGUACUGAAGCAUUUGCUCAUAAUGUGACAAAAUACAGAAUUUUAAUGUUAGCAAAUAUAGAGGGUGGACAACAGCAUGAAAAAGAGCAGUGACUAAAGGCGUUCUCAGAGUGUCCCAUCUCUGUUACAAACACGGAAAGUAACACUUCAAGUUGUAAAGCAUUCUAUGUCUUACAAAUUCAGAUUAGUACAGUGUUCAAACAGCAGUGGUGCCAAACAUGAACUUAAAGGGACGUUUAAUAGGUUUAAUGUACUGUUUCUAAUGCUUAUCUCCCCUAGUCUCGUUGAUUUGACAGAAUUCUUUUUGUGUUUUCGUCCAUCAGUGUUCUCUCACUACAAUACCCAGCAUGCAUUGCAUACAAACAUGUCAUACAGUCACUGGUGAUCAGGGGCCGCAUUCACAAACGUAUCUUAAGAAAGAAAAUCUUCUUAAAUAUGUGUUUUUUCUUAAAUUCAUUCUUAAGAAAAAAAAGUUAUGAGAAAUUGUUAUUCUUUGAUUAACAUCUUUAGAAUUCUCUUAUUUUCUUUUUUCUUAACUAUUUUCUUAAGAAUACUUCUAAGAACAAGUGGUAUUCUUGACAACAUUAUGUUCUUAAAUGUGUUCUUCACACUUGUCUUAUCACUGAUGCUGCCUCUGCUGCUCCUGCCCGUCUUCGUCCAUCACCCCACAAUUAUCAUAUUUUCCAAGGAGGCUGUUUUUUUCCACCAUCACGUCUAGUUGUUGUUUGCUAAAUUUUUUUAAACACUAUGUUUUUCCUCCAUUUUGCUUCUCUGAGUGGAUUAAACUAAAUAACAGAAGUAUAAAUACAAAUUCAAAAUCUAUCUCAUUGAUGGUACAUGGUAAAAUGCAGCAUAGCCGACAUGAGCAAACAAUGACGAUUUUCAUAAGAAAAUCUAAAGAAAAUAAUUAAGAUUAUCUUGAGAAUAUUUGAGAACCUUUUGAGUUUAUUUAAGAAUUGCGUUUAAGAACAUUCUUAUGAACUUCUUAGUUUUUGUCUCAAGAAUGUUUGCAAGUUUUUCCUUAAGAAAGCUUCUGUGAAUCCAGCCCCAGGCCUGUACACAGACAUUUGGAGGGCAGCCUGAAUGUACAUAACCCUUAAUAACAUAAAUUACAGUACAUAGCAGGUACGUUUAACUUUAAUAGGGAGACAUUUUGAUUCAGAGGAAGGCAAACAUACUGUUAGAAAUCUUACAGCCAUCCUAACACUCCUCAGAGUGGGAACUGAACACCAAACUUGACCAUACAGGUCAAAUAUGUGAUCCACUGCACUACAUACCCAAAUUAGUGAUUCUAACUCUCUUUAAGCAGGUGGUCUUUCCACAGUGCCUCACAUAAAGCUGGGUUUUUGUACAAUAGCUCAUUAUGUUAUUAGCGCCCCUAAUUGUCUAACUCCCAGAGGGGGCACCAAUGAGCGAUGAAACUCAUGGGAUCCAAGCUGACCCACGAGCUCUGUCCCCAGAAUGAGGCCAUAAAUGAUGCCGGUGACUAUGUACUAUGCACUAUGACCAAGAGGGGUGCAGUCUAGGGGCAAAAGGGUAGGGGCUCAAGCGCCUCAUGAUUUUUAUUUUUUUGUGUUGGCUAUAACUACCUAGCUUCUGUCAGUAUUAGCAAGCUAGCAGGAAAAAAAAAAACAAAUAAACACACACAAACAAAACAACUCACACUUUUAUUAUCCACCCCAAAGCAGUUGCAGUUUUUCAAAAGAACCUCCCAGAUGUCUGAUGAAAACAUCAUCAGUCCUAGUCUUUGAACUAGAGCAUCUCGCUCUACUACGACUGUGGCAAUGAUGUGAAUAGGCAUGUUUACAGCAGAUGUAGUGAUGUUUAAAGUUUUCAUUUUGGACAUAGUGCCCUUUUAAUGUGUAGCAACACAGUAUUCACACACAUCAGCACAUUCAGUGUAAACCUUCCAAAGUCAGUCUAAAACAAAACUGUGCUUAAGGCUGGAAUGUAUGACAGGUCUUCCAUUUCAGCGUUAAAUAUAUUAGUGUAACAAGCACAAACUAGACUUUGGAACACUAAGACAAAGUAAUGUGGUGAGACAACAUUUACAUCUGCGUAGUUCUUGGUGUUUUCAUUAUUUUGUCCACCCUCUGUAUCAGCAUGGUUGGGAACAUACAUCAGUACCACUCGAUUUACAACAACAACAUGCCUUAAAUAUGAAUACAGUACUUAAUCUAGUCCUAGCAACUCUGCUAAAGGCAGAAAGGAUGGAUGCUAUUCGUUUGAUCUCAGUAAGGAAUCCUCCACACAUUACUCUGAAAGAAAGAAUUACUCGAAUGUGGAAUCUGCAGUAAAGUUGUUUCAUCUUGGGUUCAAACUGACACACUGGAUGAUUUGGCUGUCAUGCUUUACUUUUCACCACCAAAGGUUCUACAGCUUUAUGACUUUUCUUUGUUUGUCAUCGUGUUUUACUCUUCGUUGAUUAUGGGUGGCCUGUGGUUUUGUAUUUUUCUAUUGGAAGCAGUGAUUAUGUGCAUAUGGUCUUAUCUUUCGAGAAAUGUUAUCGCCUGAUGCUUGUUAGCAGGUUUUGGAAUACAGUAGCACCACUGUGGUUCAAUGUAAUAAAAAAAGAAUCAAAAAUGUACAGUGUACUAAUAAAAUCUCAUCAACUUCUAUCACUUUA